Molecule: messenger RNA, 1936 nt
Organism: Prosopis cineraria
Lineage: Eukaryota; Viridiplantae; Streptophyta; Magnoliopsida; Fabales; Fabaceae
Product: BTB/POZ domain-containing protein At3g05675-like
Exons: 2
Coding region: 202-1650 (482 amino acids)
Source: RefSeq, a predicted model, not a curated record
ACCCGUUCUGGCCUUCUGGGUUACUCUCCGAAUCCGACUCUCGAUCAUCUAUCCCCUAUCCGUUCCUCAAACAUUAAUCUCACACCGACGUUAACCCAGAAAACCUUCCCACUCGAUCUAUUUUCCUUGCAGAUUUCUCUUCCGUGUUUAAUUUAAUUUAAUUUAAUAAUUCGUUUUUGAAUCUCUUGUUUCGCCGGCGAAAUGACACUCGGCGGCCCCAAGAAGCGCCAUCGCGCCACCGAACCCUCCGGUAGCCGCCAUCUGUCCACGAUCGCAGUCAUCGACUCGUCGGUCUCCGACAAAAGCGUCGCCGAAGUAACCCAAACCCCACGCUGUGCCCCAACCACCACUGAUGCCGCCGGCAGCAACAUCUUCUUUAACGACUCUUCUACCGCCGACGUCAUCCUCCGCCUCUUUGUCGAAACCGCCUCAUCAACUGAAUCUUCCUCCGAUUCUCGGUCCGUCGAUCACUGCCCUUCCACCUCCGUCUACCUCCACUCUGACAUUCUCCGCCGUUCGAUGUACUUCUCUGCCCUCUUAUCCGACCGAUGGAUGGGCCAGUCCAAACCGGAUGACUCCGAUAACUUGUUUAGACUUAAUCUUAGUGUUCCUUCUACUCCGGGUUCCAUUCAGUCCCAUCUCACGGUGCUGGAAUUGCUCUAUUCUAAUGAUUUUGCUAAUACCAUUGAUAGUGCAUCCGCUGCUCUCGACCUCCUCGCAGUUGCCCUCGAAUUUUUGUUCGAAGAUUGCAUUCGCUCAUGCGUUACUUUCCUGGAGGCAGUUCCUUGGACCGAAGAGGAAGAGAAGAGAGUUUUGAACUUGAUCCCUUUUCUUAGUGAAGAAGAGUCAAAGGAGCUUCUUGCCAGGGUUACCCCUGUAAAGGCGGAUUCGUGUGAAGUAAUGCUUGAAGAAUUGAUACUUUCGGCCAUUCACAAUUAUCAGAAUAUGGCUUAUGUCAAGGCCUUUGUUGCUAAGAUUUUGAGGGAUUUUUCUUCGAGGGAAUCAGCCAAGAGGGUCUUGGAGAAGGCAUUCAACGUGAGCUUGAAGACUGUGAAAGAGUCCUUGGAGGAGUAUUCCAGUCCUGAUUUUAGGUGGCACCAUGAUGAAACGGAGGCGAUUCAGCGGUUGAAUUUGCACAAAGCGAUGACGGACGGGAAGCAUCUGCUGUGGUUGGUGGAGAGAAUGAUUGAGCUGAGAGUGGCUGAUACGGCCGUCAAAGAAUGGAGUGAGCAGGCAUCGUUCACUGCUGAUUUGCAGAGGGCUUUUCGGGAUGAUGCUUGGAGAAAUAUUGCUCCGGGUCUUCCUGCCGUCGUGCUUCGAUGCACUUGCAAGUUAGCAAAUGCAGUAACUGCAGGAACCAUUUUGGCUACUAGAUCGGUGAGAAGGAAACUUGUUGAAGAUUGGCUGCCUGUUCUAGUUGUAUGCAAAGAUAAUGUUGCACCAAUGUUACCCAUAAACAAAUCAUUGUAUCUGGAGCUGGAAGAAACAUUUUUGGGAAUAAUCUCCACAUUGCCCAUGUCAGAUGCUCAAGAACUGUUGCCGCGGUGCCUUAGCUUCUCAACGCGAAAUGUUGAAGAUUGUCCUCAUUUGGUGACUGCAUUCAACACCUGGUUUCGACGUGCAGCCCAACCCUUCAAACCAGACCACUGAUAAAAAUGAGGCAGAUGUUUUCGAUAUCUUUGUUGCUUGGCUUCUGAUCAAACAUCGUUCACGUGUAUAUCAAUGUUCAUAAAGUUAAAAGGAGUACAGAAUGAAGGUGUCCAUCUUCUAGGUGAUGUGCGGGUCCUAGAACUUUGACCUUGUUUUAUCCUCACUCUUCAUUUGGUAUCUAGAUCUCACGGCCGCACACUCAGUAAUGUAUGAGCUGGCUUCGAUCUAAGGAUGCAUGUAUUACUAGAAAAUUUGGAAAUCCCACUUAAUAAUUUAUUUUGUCAUA